Messenger RNA from Aspergillus tanneri, 750 nucleotides. RefSeq names its product UbiD family decarboxylase. Gene Ontology annotation, biological process: cinnamic acid catabolic process; ferulate metabolic process. Bases 1 to 750 code for a protein of 249 amino acids. The record is from RefSeq and is a predicted model, not a curated record. Gene Ontology annotation, molecular function: carboxy-lyase activity. NCBI's taxonomy places the organism in Eukaryota, Fungi, Ascomycota, Eurotiomycetes, Eurotiales, Aspergillaceae. Gene Ontology annotation, cellular component: cytoplasm. The transcript has 3 exons.
AUGGAGGACGACAUUUCGGCAGCAAGAGAUCACCGCCAGUUUCUUCAAGAACUAGAUGACGAAGGGGAGCUUCUGACCAUCACCAAAGAAGUUGAUUCGGAUGUAGAGUUGGUAGCUAUUGUGCGAAGGGUAUAUGAACUAGAAGAGCGAGCUCUACUGUUCAACAACCUGAAGGGUUGUGAGAUGCUGGAUUAUUUCUUGUCAUUGGGGCCCCGAAUCAACGAAGCGAAGACGAAAGACCCGACAUCAUGUCAAAAACUUCUGACAGGCUCUGUCAAGGAACACAUUAUUCGCGGAGAUGACAUUGAUUUGACGGCACUUCCCAUACCGUUUCUGCACGAGGAUGACGGUGGGAAAGUUCCUGUAAACAGAGAACCGGCUGGUCCGGUGAUUCCCAAACAGGACAUCGGGGUAAUCUUUGAUCUGUGGAAGGAGAAAGUCGAAGACAUGCCCUGGGCUUUAUGUUUUGGGGUGCCCUCCGCCUCCGCGGCCAGAAUGGUCUGCGGCAUGCCCAUUCCGAAAUGGACGAACGAGCCCGAGUUUAUCAGUACCUUGACCAAUGCCCCUGUAAAUGUCAAAUGUGAGACGAAUGAUCUCUGGGUCCCCACCAACGCAGAAAUUGUCUUCGAAGGCAUCAUUUCGAUUCAAGAAACUGCCCCGGAGGGCAUACGGCCGAAUAUCACGGAUUGUUCUUCCUCCGGGCGGCAGCGUGAAUGGCGCAUCUUCAAGGUCAACGUAAUUACCUACUGA